GGUUUUGCACAUGGAGUAAAUAUUUAGGCUUGGCAUCGAAGCCUGAGACUGAUAAUCAUUGAAGAGUUCAAACUUGCAACCUCACACUCCCUUUCGACGACCCCUGCCAUUCUUGUUAUCUCUGACUCCUCUACCUCAUUUAGGCUUUAAGUAUCAAGGCCCAAAAUGAAUUCCUUUAGAUGGCUCAGACCAGCAGCCCGGCAAUUAUCCCUCGCGACGACUAGAAACUACUCGAAUCGGCCGAGUCUAACUCCGCCGCGGGGAUGGACACCCACUCCUUUCGUGACUGAGACUGUGGGAGGUGGCUGGCAUACAUAUGAUAUCUUCUCCCGGUUACUUAAGGAGCGCAUAGUCUGCCUCAAUGGCGAAGUCGACGAAACCCUCUCCGCAUCCAUCGUUGCCCAGCUUCUCUUUCUCGAAGCUGAUAACCCGGAGAAGCCAAUCCAUCUCUACAUAAACUCACCGGGAGGAUCAGUAACAGCAGGCCUCGCCGUCUACGACACAAUGACCUACAUUUCCGCCCCCGUCAGCACCAUUUGCGUCGGUCAAGCAGCCUCCAUGGGCUCCCUACUCCUUUGCGGCGGCCACCCGGGCAAACGAUACUGCCUCCCCCACUCCUCCGUAAUGGUCCACCAGCCCUCCGGCGGCUACUUUGGGCAAGCAACGGACAUCGCCAUCCAUGCCAAAGAGAUCCUCCGCGUCCGCCGCCAACUCAACGAGAUCUAUAAGUUGCAUUUGACCAAGGAGAUGUCGCUGGAUGAAAUUGAGAAGUGGAUGGAGAGGGAUUACUUCAUGGGGGCGCGGGAGGCGUUGGAGAUGGGGAUUGUAGAUGAGAUUUUGGAUCGGAGGAUAAAGCCCAAGACGGAGGAUGGGGGGAAGAGUGGUGGUGGUAACGAAGGUGGGAGUUCGUAGUAUUUUGUUUCUGAUUUCGUCUGUGUCUGCUUGUGUUGUAUGAAUAUGUUCUGGGUUAUGUUACGUUUAGGCUUGUUUGUGCUAUUUGUUUGAUAGAUGGUAUUUGUGUGUUUCGUGUUUGCGACCUUAGAUCCCUGCCCGAAUUCUUAUACCAGUCUUCCAUAUUUCGUUCCAUGUUGUUUUCUGUUCCUGACAGUAGAUGGUAACGUGACGGGCACAAUUCACGAUGUGCAUGUGCAGUAAAUGUACAAUAUGAUAUAGACGAAAAGGAUUAAUGGCGUUAGCGAUAUAUACAUGGUACAGAAUUAUGAAUAGAGAAAGGUUCAAAAGUACGCUUCGUUAGUAAUAAAGGGAAAUAAAAGGAUGAGUAUGUCCAACCGG
This is a messenger RNA of Blastomyces dermatitidis ER-3, 1293 nucleotides long. RefSeq names its product ATP-dependent Clp protease, protease subunit. Gene Ontology annotation, biological process: protein quality control for misfolded or incompletely synthesized proteins. The coding region runs from base 166 to 912 and encodes 248 amino acids. Gene Ontology annotation, cellular component: endopeptidase Clp complex. The transcript has 5 exons. The record is from RefSeq and is a predicted model, not a curated record. Gene Ontology annotation, molecular function: ATPase binding; serine-type endopeptidase activity; ATP-dependent peptidase activity. Lineage: Eukaryota; Fungi; Ascomycota; Eurotiomycetes; Onygenales; Ajellomycetaceae.